Hyaloscypha bicolor E is the source of this 992-nucleotide messenger RNA. Its product is annotated as DUF814-domain-containing protein. The coding region runs from base 330 to 968 and encodes 212 amino acids. The transcript is spliced from 5 exons. The record is from RefSeq and is a predicted model, not a curated record. Lineage: Eukaryota; Fungi; Ascomycota; Leotiomycetes; Helotiales; Hyaloscyphaceae.
CAGCUCACUGUUCAGGCCGCCGGCGGGGUGGGGACGGCGCACAUUUCUGCACUCUUGGUAAUAGUCGGACUUAACGUUGUGACAAUUAGUUUCGGGGGAGCUCGAGAUGAUUAUUCUUUCGCUACGGUAAGCGAGAAGGACCUUGGCUGCGCUCAAUAUCAAAAGCUGGCAGCUCGCGAAACUUCCACAAGACUUGAACCAACGAAUCGACCUUUGAGAUAUCACAAUUCUCAAAGCUGAAUCAUAUCGAGAGUCAAUUAUAGUCGCCUACCAACACUACAUGGCCGGUGUCAUUGAGAGGGGCAUGAGCACUGUUCGCAAAAAUUACAAUGGUUUUCUACUUCACUUCCAGCGUGGUAUCUCCGGAGGCGUUCAUCUACGUGGGAAAGGAUAAGGUGGAGAAUGAGGAUCUCAUCAAAUACGGCCUUGAGGAGGACGUCUGGUUUCACGUCGACAAACUGUCAAGUGCACACAUAUAUCUACGGAUGAAUGAAGGUGAUUCCUGGGAGAAUAUACCUGAGGAUCUAGUUGUCGAUUGUGCUCAGCUCACAAAGGCAAAUUCUAUUGAAGGGAAUAAGAAGGACAAUAUCACAGUCAUUUACACUCCUUGGUCGAAUCUGAAGAAAGAUGGCUCGAUGGCGGUUGGUCAAGUGGGUUUUAAGGAUCCUCGAAAGGUAAAGAAAGUCCUUGUAUCUCAGAGAGAGAACCCUAUCGUCAAUCGCCUGAACAAGACCAAAGUCGAAAAGUUCCCAGACCUGGCUAUGGAAAGGGUGGAGAAAUUGAAAGUCCUGAGAAAGAAAGACCAAGCUGCAAAAUUGGAGCGGAAGAGGGAAGAGGCCAAAAUAGCUCAAGAGCGGAAAGAAAAGAAAUGGCAGAAAGACCAUGCUUAUGAUGAACUGUUUCAGGAACAAGACCCAGAAGAUGUGAACAACCAAGAUCGAGAGGAUUUGGAGGACGAUUUCAUGUAGUGCUUUUAGGGCAUUGAUCUAGAC